This is a messenger RNA of Stegodyphus dumicola, 1309 nucleotides long. RefSeq names its product WD repeat domain-containing protein 83-like. The record is from RefSeq and is a predicted model, not a curated record. Lineage: Eukaryota; Metazoa; Arthropoda; Arachnida; Araneae; Eresidae. Gene Ontology annotation, biological process: mRNA splicing, via spliceosome. Gene Ontology annotation, molecular function: protein binding. Gene Ontology annotation, cellular component: catalytic step 2 spliceosome.
UUAUUAAUUUUAAGUUUCUGGUUGUUACAGGUAAAGCAAAAUAUAUUAUUGUGCUACUUUGGAAUGCUUAAGUGAUAAAAAUGUCUAUGGAUUACCCAACAGUUUUAGCUAGUAAAUUAAGCUGUAAACAAGGAGCUGUUCGUGCAGUUCGCUUUAAUGUGGAUGGAAAUUAUUGUAUUACUGCUGGAGCUGACAAGUCUGUUAAACUUUGGAAUCCUUACAUAUCUGUUUUACUUCAGACAUAUAUGGGUCAUGGAUAUGAAGUUUUAGAUGUUCAAGCUUCCUGUGAUAGUGCUCAUAUUGCAUCUGGAGGAAUGGAUAAAUGUGUGUUUUACUGGGAUGUAAGCACUGCUCAUAUUUUGAGAAAAUUUAGAGGCCAUGCUGGCUGCAUUAAUUCUGUAUCUUUUAAUGAAGAAUCUACUGUUAUUCUCUCAGCUGCUGGAGACAAUACAAUUUGUGCUUGGGACUGCAGAAGUAAAUCACGGGAACCUAUACAGAUUAUGAGAGAUGCGAAAGAUGCUGUGACCUCACUUUCAGUGUCUGAUCAUGAAAUACUUGCUGCUUCUUUAGACUGUUGCAUUCGGCGGUAUGAUUUACGAAUGGGACAGUUAUAUCAGGAUAAUUUAGGCUGUUCUGUCAACUGCAUUAGGUUUACUAAAGAUGGGCAGUGUGCGUUAGCUAGCUGUUUGGACAAUGCUUUGCGACUUGUCGAUAAAGAUAGUGGUGAAAUCCUUUCAGAAUAUCAUGGACACAAAAAUGAAAAUUACCGAAUUGAAAGUUGUCUCAAUAACACAGAUUCCCUUAUUAUUUCUGGAUCAGAAGAAGGCUGUGUAUAUUUCUGGGAUUUAAUUGAAGGUACAAUAAAAUCCAAGCUGGAGCACAUUGGACACAAAGUAGUACAUUCUGUUUCAUUUCAUCCAUUAAAACCUGUUAUGCUCACAGCUGCUGAAACAACUGUGUAUCUUUGGACAAAUUCUGUAUCUACAGAAGAAACCUCUGACUAAUCAAGCAAUUAUUUUGUUAUUUUAUGUAAACUAAAUGCUUAUCAUUAGCACUGAUAUAUAUAUAUAUAUAUAUAUAUAUAUUUCAAAAAAAUAGUUAUUGCAAAAUCUGUCAUAGUGACUAAAGUGACUUGUAUAUUUGAGAAUAUAAAUAAAUGGCAGUAUUGAAUAUCGUUGCAGAGUUCUAUAAUGUAACCACAUUUGCACUUCUGGGACAAAAUUAUCUGGAAUCUGUCAUAGUGCAAAAUCUGUCAUAGUGACUAAAGUGACUUGUAUAUUUGAGAAUAUAAAUAAAUGGCAGUAUUGAA